Molecule: messenger RNA, 555 nt
Organism: Colletotrichum abscissum
Lineage: Eukaryota; Fungi; Ascomycota; Sordariomycetes; Glomerellales; Glomerellaceae
Exons: 1
Coding region: 1-555 (184 amino acids)
Source: RefSeq, a predicted model, not a curated record
AUGUCUUCAGCCUCUACACAACCAACGGGCCAAGCCCCGACCCCGACCCCCAAGAUCAUCACCAACGCAGCCUGGGCAGGCGUAGUCCUCUGCCCCCUAAUCAUGCUCAUGCCCCCCCGCCGAAUCGACUGGCGCACCUUCAUGCUCUGGACCGGCUUCUCCGCCUCGGGCAACCAGCUCAUCUACGACUACAGCGGCCAGUCCCUCUUCCAGCGCAUGCAGUCCCGCCUCGGUCGCAUGUUCCCCACGACGCUGCCCGAGCAGGCGCAGCGCACCAAGCAGCUCCUGCGCGAGGAGCGGAUGCGCCGCGAGGGCCUGACGGAGGAGCAGAUGCGCGCCAUCGAGUUCAAGAAGCGGAACCUCGCGCAGAGGCUGUGGUACGGCAGCGAGCCCGAGGACUGGGAGGCCAAGAGGGCUGCUGAGCACGCGAAGGCGCUUGCCGAGGGCAAGGGUUUGGGCGAUUUGAUUGCCGAGCAGGUUUCUGAGGUUUGGAGCGGCGCGAAGGAGGAGGAGGCGGAGGAGAGUCAGAAGAACGAUAAUGAGAAGAAGCAAUAA